GUGGGUGUUUGAAACAACCAGGAAAUGCUGAACUGUCAGUGCAGUGCUGCGAACUGGAAAUAUUGAUAUUUCGUCUCAAUUGGAGUUCACUUCACUAUAAACAUGGAGCAAGAGGUUUUGCGUUUGAAGGAGCAACUCAUGCAAAAGGACAAAGAAUUAGUUACCCUCAGGAAUAAGCUUGCUCCGUUAGAUAAGUUGUCUACAAAUCACUGUUUAUCAACGCAUCCCCUGGACAAAGUUACACCUUUACAACCACUCGCACCCAAAACCGCAUUGACAAAUGAAGACAUUAUGCGAUUUAGUCGCCAACUACUCUUGUCGGACCUGGGCGUAAAAGGCCAGCUAAAGUUAUCCCAGACAUCAGUUUUGGUGGUAGGAUGUGGAGGACUGGGCUGCCCUUUGGCACAGUACUUGGCAGCCGCAGGAAUAGGGCGCCUCGGCCUUCUGGACUAUGAUGAUGUGGAGCUGAGCAAUCUGCACCGCCAGGUCCUCCAUUCAGAACUGACCCAGGGUCAGCCCAAAUCACAAUCUGCUGCUCAGGCCAUAACAAGGCUGAACUCCACAGUCCAGUGUAUUCCAUACCACCUCCAGCUCUCCCCUGAGAACGCCCUGCAGCUCAUACAACAGUAUGACAUCGUGGCUGACUGCUCAGACAACGCCCCCACACGCUACCUGGUCAAUGACGCCUGCGUGCUGAGUGGGAAACCUCUAGUGUCGGCCAGUGCACUGCGAAUGGAGGGACAGCUCACAGUCUACAACUACAAUGGUGGCCCUUGCUACAGGUGUCUUUACCCUGUGCCUCCCCCUCCGGAGACGGUCACCAACUGCUCAGAUGGUGGUGUCCUUGGGGUCGUGCCAGGAAUCAUGGGAUGUCUUCAGGCACUGGAAGUUCUGAAGAUUGCUUCUGGCCAAGGCUCUUCUUAUGGGCAGCAGCUGUUGAUGUUUGAUGGCCAGGGCUCUCGCUUCCGCUCCAUCCGGUUACGGCCGCGGCAGGCAGGCUGUGCGGUGUGCGGGGAGCAGCCCUCUGUCACACAGCUGCAGGACUACGAGGCCUUCUGUGGCGCCGCGGCAACAGACAAGUGUCGAAGAUUGAACCUCCUGCCCAAAGAACAGAGGGUUACGGUAAAGGAAUAUAAGUCCAUAUUGGACAGUGGAGAUCCACAUAUCCUGCUGGAUGUCCGGCCCACAGUGGAAGUGGAUAUUUGCCAUCUGCCAUUUUCUCUCAAUAUUCCCUUGUCCAGCCUGGAGGAUAGGAAGGCUGAGCACGUGGAGCUGCUGAGGGAGAGGAUCACACAGCUGAAGCAGCAGCUGGAGGCUCAGGCACACCUACCAGUGUAUGUGGUUUGUAAACAGGGCAACGACUCCCAAAAGGCAGUGCAGCUCCUGGAGCAGAUGUCAGGUCAGGAGGUGGAGUCUGUUACCGUAAAGGAUAUCAGCGGAGGCUUGAUGGCCUGGGCCCAGAAGAUCGAACCCUCAUUUCCGCAGUAUUAGAGACUGGUCACCACCAUUUCACCUUGUCGUCUUGUUUGUUUAACCACACAAUCAAUAAAUCUUUCUUAUUA
This is a messenger RNA of Engraulis encrasicolus (European anchovy), 1562 nucleotides long. RefSeq names its product molybdenum cofactor synthesis 3 (gene mocs3). Bases 103 to 1491 code for a protein of 462 amino acids. Gene Ontology annotation, biological process: tRNA wobble position uridine thiolation; protein urmylation. Gene Ontology annotation, cellular component: cytosol; cytoplasm. The transcript has 13 exons. Gene Ontology annotation, molecular function: adenylyltransferase activity; thiosulfate-cyanide sulfurtransferase activity; URM1 activating enzyme activity. NCBI's taxonomy places the organism in Eukaryota, Metazoa, Chordata, Actinopteri, Clupeiformes, Engraulidae. The record is from RefSeq and is a predicted model, not a curated record.